CUACAAUUUUAUCAUGUGCUAGUUAAUUGUGAGCAAUAAACUAAUUGUUGUCAUCUUAAAGGGAACGUCUUAGGCUUAGGAUUUAUUGUAACUUAAACCUUACGAGUAUUCCUUCAUAAGGUUUCUCAAUCUGGAAGUAAAAGCUUGCAAAGAUUGGGUUUUAAAGUGUAAGACAUUAAUCUAGUAACUUACCCAUUCGCAAUUAAAUUGAUUGUGUGUUUAGCUUUUGUUCAUCUCCUUCUUAUCACCAUAAGAUAAUGAAUAAAGUCAUUGGUUCAUUUUAUAUUUGUCUUGACAACUGAAACAACAGACGAUGUGUUGGAUGAGUAAAGAGUUUGAAUUUUUGUCCGUUGGUUUCACCUCUUUUUUUUCUGCUCUAUCGGUUUAUCUCCAACAACGAUGUGGAAUCAUUUUGAAUUUUUUGCCAUCGAAUUAACCCAUUUUUAACUAAUUAAUUUAUUUAAUUAACCAAGUAUUUUUGUGUCAAUUGUCAUCAAAAUGUGGAAAUUAUUUCAACAAAAUUGAAACCUUUUCAAUUGUGUUUUCUUAAUCGGACGUUAACCAUUUUUUAAGCUGAUUGAAGUUAUACAAAUUUAACUUCAUCUUUCUAGGGUUUCGCCAAUCAAUAAAUCAUCAAAGAUGAAAAUUGCUUCCCAGGAAAGUUGUCAACUAAAUCAAAAUAAAUCAUCAACUCUAAACAGGACUGGACCACAGGAAUUUGAUAAUCUGUCAAGUUAUACUUUACCUCGUGGUGUUCAUUAUAAAUCUUCCACAUUACCUCCUCCACCACCUUCUCGAACACCAACAACCUAUUCAUCAACUAUAAAUAAAUCGCGGCCAUCAAGUAUUGUGACAAUGAGUGCCGGUGAUGAUUCAUGUGCAAUUAACGAACUUCUUGAAGGUCGUAUGUAUUUAACAGUCAUUUUACCACCAGAAUUGGCUAACCUCAAGAGCUCAAACAAUUCAGGAAAUAAAGUAGUUAUCAACGUGGAACGUCGUACGCCAAUGAUGGACAUUUUAGUUAACAUUGCAACUCAAUACAAGUUCAAUGCAUCUAAGUAUCGGAUUCAUGUGGAUGGUCAUAAUUUUAAAGCCAGCACACCAAUUGGUUCCUUAGAUGUAAAUACCGUUGCAAUUGUAUCAAAACCAAGUAAACCUGGAUUCAGAUCUAAUGAUAAUCUGCCACAGGUUAUGCCAACUUCUUCAGCCAUUUACCAGAUUCCAACAAAACAACGUUCAGCAACACUAGCAACACCACCAUCUAAAUCGAGUGAAAAUUCUAAUCAUCUCCCUCAUCAUCAGGGUCUAUCAUUCAUAUCAAAUGUGCCAUUUAAACCAACAUUCAGACUACAAGUUAAUCUACCAAGAAAUCAACUAAUGGUCCUUCGAGUCUCCCCUGAAUCGUCUAUUGGUCAAAUUAAGGCUAAAAUUUGCGAGGAAAAAGAGCUUGAUCCAACUAAAUAUCAAUUAACUGCUAAGGAUAAAGAAUUGUUGCUUCUUGAUCCAAUCAAGUGUUUAGCAGAUUAUGGUAUUCAUGAGGUCUCUUUGAUUUCAAAUAAUCUCCUAACUAAAGUUCGAAUGGAACAGCCGACUAACAUCAAUGGUAAUAUUAAUCAUUCGUAUCAAAACCAAGAUCAGAUGACUGUAAAUGAAUAUCAAACAACAACAACUCAAGCUGUGGGUAAAUUAAAUAAACCAAUUAAAAAGAGACCGGCACCUUUACCACCAUCAAAAUCUAGAUUAAAUGAAGAAUCUGUUGAUGGAGAGAAAGCUGAUAAAAUAAUUUACAAACAAUCAAUCGGAGCUCAUCGUGAAGAGAAUCAUAAAAUGGAAGUAAAUGAAAAAGUUAUAUCAUGCAACUCCCAUCUUCGACAAGAUUCAGGAUCAGACUCCAGUGGAUACCAUGAAUCAUUAGCUUCUUCUGAAUCUCCUAGACCAUCAUCUGAAUCUGUUAAUCAACAAGGUACUAAUUUAAAUUGUCGAAACAAAUUAAAUGAUAAAGAAGUUAGUAAAAAGGUGAUUACCAAAAAGCGUAAAGCACCUCUUCCACCCAAUUUGAAAAAUGGUCACAGCGUUGGUGUUGAUGGUGGAGGCAGUAAUUGUAGUACAAGUAGCAAUAAAAGUGAAAUUGGUGAAUCAAUCGAUUGUUUGAGUGAUGUUAGUGUUCCACUCUCUUCAUCUUCCUCCGGUUCGAGUCGCCGAAGUGAUUAUCGUAUGGUUAAUGGAAGAGAUUCAAGUUUACACGGAGAUGAAACUUCAUUUACAUUAGUCUCAGGAACUGAUGAUUUAGAUGAUAUUGGAACAUUGAAAGGAAGUGAUUCGGCUCCAAUACCAAGUCCUGACUCAGGAACAUGUUCACAUGUUCCCCUAGAUGAAGAGAAAGGCAGUGAUGGAAUGGCUUCGGCUCCUGAAAGUGCUAUCAUGGGAGAUUCAGCAAUUGGUGAUACUAUUGUUGAGGAAGCUGAUAUUGAAUUGGAGGAGCAAUCUAAAGAUUUUCGCGAUAAUUUAUACAAUGGAGAUCGAACUGAUAAUAAAUUGAGCCGAUCAUCUUCGCCACUUCCUUCAACAGACGAAUCAUCUAAAAGUUGUCAAAUUGUUGAUGAUUUUGAUGAGAAUACACUAGAUUCAUCAGAAUCAUCAUCUGUUAAUCAUCUUAAUGACUCUUCUAGGUUUUCAGUAAAUGAAAUUUCCUCAUCAACAGUCUCAUCAAAUUUAACUUCUUUUGAUGAACCGGAAAAUAAUGCAUCUGUAAAAUCAUCUUUACGUGACGAACACAAUCCAGACAUAAUAAAAAGCGAAACAUUGAAUUCAGCGUCAAAUGAAGAAUCUCACGAGGAGUCUGUUUCAUGUUUAGAAGAUAACAUUCAGUGUCCGCCAGUUGUUGAAGAAGAGGUGGAUAAUUGUAAGCAACCGGAGGAACCACUUGUGCAAACAGAAACUCCAUCAUCACCAUUAAAAUUAUCAACAAUAUCGUUAUCGCCAUCCUUUUCUACAACAAUUCAUUCAAUGGAUUCUGAUUCAUUGAGAGACGAUAAAGUUUUGAAUUAUAUAGGUGAAACAACCCACAAUGGAAACUCAACAAAUGUCAUCCAAAAAGAGAAUCUCUUCACAGAAAACACUAAGACGCCUACAAUUGUUUCUGGAAACAAGUCAUUUGUGAAACAAGAGACUGAAGAUGAUAGAGAAAGUCUAAAUAAAAUGAAAAGAAAGAACAAAGACGAUUGUUUGUCUGGACAAGAAGAGGAAUCAAAGAUGAAAGUAUUCAGCAACAUGACAAGGUCUGAUUAUGAGGAGAUUAACACAGAGAAUAACAAUAUAAAUUUAAAAAAUUUACCCGAAGAAAUGAAUGAAAAUGUUGGUCAAAGUCAAGAGGAGAAGAAAGUUUCAAGUAAAUUUGUUCGAGAUUUAUGCCGCCCUAGAGUAAGAUUGACAAAUUUCAAGAUUGGUUCUUACCAGCAAAUCAACAAUGUGGAUAUUUACCAGACUCCGAACGUUUCAAAGGGCAUUGAAAAUUGUAUAUCUAACGAUGUCUCACAAGACGGCUCAAUUAGUGCAAAUGAAAGACCUAAAUCAUUGGCUACUGAUACGGUUAAACCAGUAAUUGUUACAGCAUCACUUAAAAAUGGCAACACAUCGGCCUGUAAUGAAUUUGGUAGCAAUAACAUGAUUAAUUCAAACACCAAAAUUUCAAUGAUUGCUCCUCAGCCUUUCAAAUUGAAUAGGUUAGCUUCUUGGAGUGGAACUGAUACUAAAAGUUUUCGCCAAGCUUAUUCAAAUAUUUCAAAUAUUGUUGAAAAUAGAGAAACUAUUGCUGAAAAGGCUGAGAAAAUUGAAAAGGUCUUGAGAAUUGAACGUCCCAUUGACAGGAUACCUCGUCUGAAUAAUGGGUUCACUGGAGGUCAUCGAUGUGUAUCACAAAUUGAGAUUAAUGGUGAUUCAGCCAAAGUUUCUAUUCGUAAUACGCUUUCACCAAAUGAAAAUGAUGAAUCUCCAAUUCAAGUAACGACAUUUGUCAAAUCUGAGCAAACACCUUUAAUCAACAAUAAUCAAAUAAAGGAAGCAGAAUUGCAAAAUGGUCGUUCCAAACAAAAACAACAAAUUAACAAAAUUUUACCUGACAGUAACACAAAGCUGGAAAUUAUUAAAACAGUCAAAUCAAAGACGGAGCCGAUUAGCUCAAGAUUUGGAGGACCUUCCAUAAAGUCAAUGGAAACUAGAAGCUUAACACCAAAAGUACCUGUGCCUAUUUUACCAUCAUUUAUUCCUCAACCUCCACCACCUCCUCCUCCGCCGAUGCCCAACACAACCAGUGGUUGCAAGAAAAUUGUCAGAAGUGUGCCAAAAUUUAAGAAGACAAAUUCCUCAACAUCAAAAACUGAUUUUCAUGAUGCUUUACUGAAUGAGAUUCGAGCUUGUGGCGGAAGAGGUGCCCUUAGGAAGGUCAAUAUUCAUCGUUAACUGUCAAUUGGUAGAAAUAAUCAAAUGAUAACUCCCAUUUAUAUGUAUUCACAUAAAUGAAAUUGUUUUUUUUGUUCUGUAGCUGUAAAUAGGUUCAGUCAAAGUACUAUUGGGAAAUUAUCAAAAAAUCCUUUUGAAAAUAGUGCAAAUCUAUUAUAUGCAAUGAUUUUUUUGUGCAAUGAAUUAUUAAUUUAGCGUCAUAAUUUGUUUCAUUUUUGUUUGAUGUUGAAUAAAAAAUAUUUAACCAUGA
This is a messenger RNA of Tetranychus urticae (two-spotted spider mite), 4708 nucleotides long. RefSeq lists its product as uncharacterized. Gene Ontology annotation, molecular function: actin monomer binding. The record is from RefSeq and is a predicted model, not a curated record. Lineage: Eukaryota; Metazoa; Arthropoda; Arachnida; Trombidiformes; Tetranychidae.